Messenger RNA from Coregonus clupeaformis (lake whitefish), 1999 nucleotides. It is a transcript of the gene sdr16c5a, whose product is annotated as short chain dehydrogenase/reductase family 16C, member 5a. Gene Ontology annotation, cellular component: lipid droplet. The transcript is spliced from 7 exons. Gene Ontology annotation, molecular function: oxidoreductase activity, acting on the CH-OH group of donors, NAD or NADP as acceptor. The record is from RefSeq and is a predicted model, not a curated record. Lineage: Eukaryota; Metazoa; Chordata; Actinopteri; Salmoniformes; Salmonidae. The coding region runs from base 120 to 1040 and encodes 306 amino acids.
GUGUCAUGUGACAUUACAUCGCCAGGCUCCAGCUCAAAUCUAGGAAAGUAGGCUUCACUAUUCAGGCACUUGACGACAGGAAAAGCCAACCGCUAAACUACGCUGAAGGGAUCAGCAAAAUGAAUUUCCUCCUGGAAACCCUUCAAGUGAUCGUAAUGUCGAUCUAUUACAACAUGGAGGCGUUUGUCCAACUGUUCAUCCCACUCAAGAAGAAAAAUGUCACCGGUGAAAUCGUCCUCAUCACUGGGGCGGGCAGCGGCAUUGGCCGGCUCAUGGCUGAGAAGUUUGCCCCACUGGGCGUCUCUCUGGUCUUGUGGGACAUCAACCAGGAGGGCAUGAAGGAGACUACAAGGCUAGUGAAGGAGAAAGGGGCGACUAGGGUCCACUACUACCUGUGUGACUGCAGUGACAAGGCCGAAGUCUACAGAGUGGCUGAUCAGGUCAAGCGAGAGGUGGGGGAUGUAAGCAUUCUCAUAAACAACGCAGGCAUCGUCACGGGCAAGAAGUUCAUGGAUGCACCAGACUCCCUCAUUGAGAAAACCAUUGAAGUUAACACCAUGGCACACUUUUGGACAUAUAAAGCCUUCCUCCCAGCGAUGACUGCCAACAACCACGGUCACCUGGUCAGCAUUGCCAGUUCAGCUGGUCUGAUUGGUGUCAAUGGGCUAGCAGAUUACUGUGCCAGUAAGUUUGCUGCUAUUGGCUUUGCUGAGUCUGUGGCUCUGGAGCUGCUGGCUACGGGGAAGGAUGGAGUCAAGACUACCAUAGUGUGUCCAUACUUCAUCAAUACUGGCAUGUUCGAUGGCUGCAAUACUAAGUGGCCUCUCUUGUUGCCCAUCCUGGAUCCAGACUACGUAGCGAAGAAGAUCAUUGAAGCCAUUUUAACUAACCAGGUCUACCUUCUGCUCCCAAAGAGCAUGUAUCUUAUCAUGGGCCUGAAGAAUAUUUUGCCCGUCAAGCUCGGGGUUCUGCUGGGGAUGUACCUGGGAGCGUUCAAUUUUAUGGAUGCUUUCAAAGGACGCAUCAAGAAGGAGGAGUAGAGAAGAGUGAAGAAAGAACAGAUUAACAGCCUCUGACUCAAAGGAGAUUGAUAGUGCCUAUCAUGUUUAUCUGUAGUUUUUUUUUCUCUUUUUACAUGUUUUAUUCUUGUUUAUAAUUCAUUUUAGUGUAUGAAGAAAAGCCUACGUACUAGUUUACUUCGGCAGACUUAGGAUAAGUGUAGGCUAUAUUGGUAAUCAAAUAAUUCAUGUAUUACCAUAAAAAAAAGUUAAUGGUGAUAUGUAACAUUGUGUUUUCGUAGCAUAAACAUACGGUGUUAGCUCAUUACAUUGACAUGUAAGUGUUGCUACAUUUGGUAGCUAUUUCACUCUUGUAACGUUCAGUGGAAUACGUCCUCUUUUUUUUGGCCUGAAGAUUACCUCAUGCGCACACAUGCACAAUACACAUUAGAAAAGGCUGAGCAGGUAGAGAAGCUCAGGAAACAGUGUCAUGUAAAGGAUCAUUACCUGUGUGUACUGGACUAGUUUUGUGAAGUUAGCUAAGUCUACAGUAGCCAGAUGAUGGUUUACUCUAUUGCCAAUAGGAAAAUCAAUGAAGUAAAAAUGCACAUGCAUUCACAAUGACACUUUACAGAGGUGCUAGGCAUAGGAUCGGAAGGUUAGGAUAAAAUAUCUUCUGUUUUGUUGGAAAAUUAUAAAAUAGUUUGCAUAUACAGUAUUUGUCCUCUCAACCUACCCUUUAUAUUUGAACGACUGAGCUGUUAAUUGGUUAAAGUAAGACGUUUUCCUUUGACAUUGAAGAGAUUACAAUGUAAGCUAAUCAUUUUAUUUCAACCAUGUGUCAUGUUACAUUUGUUAUGUGUGUAACAAUGUUGGUAUAUGAACAUUAUCAAUUUUUAGACAUAUGUUUGUGUGAAAGCCAAAUGUCAUGAGACAUUUAUUAAUAGUAAAAAGUACUUAUAUAUUUAGCUGUAAUCUUGAAAAAUAAAAGUUUAAUCAAA